Molecule: messenger RNA, 3789 nt
Organism: Leptosia nina
Lineage: Eukaryota; Metazoa; Arthropoda; Insecta; Lepidoptera; Pieridae
Source: the annotation of a GenBank genome assembly
AUGCGGCGCACUUAUAGGUCCAAAAAAGAAAGUGGUGGGCUGGAUCCCAGGGACGUUAUACAAAAUCUGGACGACAAAACAUCGAAGUUUGAAGGAUUCUACAUACAUAACAUUAAACAUACCAAGCGUGAAUUAUCUUCCAUAGGUGCUGAUCAAGUUCCUUUUUCGGGUAGAGUGCAGAAGAAAAAGUUUGUAAAGAGAUUAAAGGAACCAGAAGUCCCUCAACUAUCACCCUCUCAAAAAACGUUUCUUACACCAAAUAAAUCACUACGAGUAAAUAAAGUAGAGGACUUAUUUGACCAGCUACUUAAUUCUUCUGUAAAUUCACCUGGUAGUAAGGAUAAGAAAUGUACUAAUGCAGGACAAAAAGUAUUUCGCUAUAGACAAACUAGUAAGCUAAAGGAAUUUAACUAUUCCACUUCUGAUAGCUCAGGAUCUGACAAGGAAAACAUUAUUAUAGAUCAAAAUAUGUCACCAAAUGAAAGUGAUCUAAAGUCACAUUUUUUAUUAUUAGAUAAGAACUUAAACAAAAUUGUACAAACAGAUGAUUCCAUUGAAAAGGUUAAAAAUAGCCUUCCUAGGUCUAUUAAUUUUGAAAAGGAAUAUAGUCCAAUGGUACCACAAAGAGAGACAUAUCAUAGAAAACAAACUUUAUCAGCAUCACCUAUAUGUAGCACACCAAUACAUAAAAAGUAUAGAGGGCAGUCAAUUUACAAGUAUUCACCAAUUGUUAUUGGGGCUGAAUGUAAAACUGAAUUUAAACCCAUACCCCAGAAUAGCACUAUACAAAAUAUUUCAAAAGAAAGUCAUAAUAGUGUUGAAGCAAAAUUAACGGAAACUAUUGGCUGUGGGGAAUGUAGUGUAAAAGAUGUUGCUCUUUCAUUACAUGGAGUAAAAAAACAAAAAGAAAAUGCUUCUUUAAAUGAAAUCAAAGAUUGUGCAGAUGAAUCAUUACAAGUAUACAAUCAAGAUUCCAGUAUUCAAUGUCAGACACCAGAACAUUCUCAAUUUUUAGGUUUUGCAAAAACUAACAAAAGUAUUGGAGAAUUACUAGACAAUUCUGAAACAUUGAGUAAUGAGAUUCAAACAUUCUCCCUAACAGAGAGUGAGAUAUCAAGUGAGCCUUUUCUAGGUUUUAGCAAAACUAUUAAAAAUUUAAAUAUAGAUAGUAAAAAUUGUGAUUUGGAUUGGAGUCUUGCAGCUGAUUCAAAUUCGUCUUAUGACACAUGUAGUGAUAAUGAGUCUCUUGAAACAUCAGGAAAAUAUAUGCAAGAUUCCAUCAAACCUAAACCAUCUUUAGUAAAAAUUGCAAGGCUAAAGCAAUCUGAUCUCACUAGAUGUAAUAUGAAGAAUUGUAAUGUAGAGAUAAAUAAAAGCUCAUCAAGUAUUAAUUCUUUGGAUCACUAUCAAAGUUUUAAUACAACAUCUUUAUCAAAUAAUAGUGAUAUGUCAAUGGAGAUAAAUAAUGAGUCAUUCAAUAGAAAACCAGUAAGUUUUAUAACUACAAGGAGAGGAAACAACUUACUACCAAAAGACUCUUUUUUAUUUAACUUAGAUGACUGUAAUGGCAGCGGAAAUAUCUCAGAAUCCAAUAUUACAGUUAUACAACAUGAGUCUGAAUCCGAUAUUAAAACAUUAGUAGAACAAAAUGAAUAUUUGUACUACUAUAGAAAGGAUAAUGAAUUGAUGGAUGCUGAUGAUAAAACUCCUAACGUUACUGUGCGUCAUUGUAAUAAAAGUAGAGAUUAUUCUAGAGAAAUGCGUCAGUCUAUUUCUACUUUAAAUAAUAGUUCAAGCAGUGAAGAGGUAGAUGUGGAAAAUAUGCAUUUCACCAGGUCUUCUCUACGGUUUGCACAUGUGCAUAAAGACUUAGCUAUAAACAAAACUAGUCAAAAUGAUAAAAAAGACCAAACACUUAAAUAUAGGGAAGAUAGUAACACUAUAAAUUCUGAUACAGUCUUCAUAGAUGAUUCAACAGAACAAAACGACACCAUAGUUUUCCAAUCUGCAGAUGUCCAUAAACACAUAGAUCCUAUGGCUUCGACAACAGACAUUUCAGAAAUAAUAAAAAAUAAUGAAUCCCUAUCAUAUGAUAAAAAUAGUGCAAAGAAAUUAAGUAAGAACAAAUCCUUGAAGCAAAGUGACCGAUAUAAUACCAGAAUGAGUCAAAAAUUAAAAAAUAUGGAAACCCAACCUGCUAUGUCUAGGCAAAGUGAAAUACUUGAUUGUUUGGAAAUUAGUGAAAUUAGGAAUCCUGUUGUAUUACAACCUGGAAAAAGAUGGGAAAGGUCUCUGAGUAUUUAUAGGAGGAUGACUACUAUGGUUGAUGGCUUAGAUACUUCUUUACUUGAUACUGAAUCCUUAAAACACAAGGGAAGAUGUUACAGACAAAGUGUUAUUACUACUAUGGAGAUGCAGGAAUUAAAUUCUUCACUUCACAAUGAAAGCAUCAAAAGUCACAGAAAUACCUUUGUUUCUAAAGCCAUCGGGCCAACAAAGUCAUUAACCAAGGAUUCUAGUAUAUAUUCUACAACAGUAAUAGAAGAUUUAGAAGAGUCUAAAGCCAAGUGCAUGCAUCUUUCCCUGCAAUACACAGGAUUAUUGACCGAGGAUUGUGAUGAUACGGUCGUUAACUUAUCAAAACUAUCGCUCUGUGACCCUGAGGUCGACAGGGUAUUAGAGAAAUUUCAUGAUACUUCGAAUCGUUCGAGUACAGCGCGUGAUUACGUUUUGCGUCGCUGCAAUCAAACGGAUGCAUUGUUGUUCGAUGAAUGCUACCCUGAUACAUGCCUGAAAAAUUGCCGAAAAAUUGGUGAGGGUGUGUAUGGAGAGGUGUUCCUCUGGCGAGCAGGUGACGGACAGGCGAGAGUGCUUAAAGUGAUCCCUGUUGCUGGGAAUGUGGUGGUCAAUGGCGAGAAACAAAAGGAUUACCAUCAGAUCAUCUCUGAGAUUGUGAUUGCUAUGGAAUUGAGCGCCCUUAGCGCUCCAAUACCACAAAUAGAAAGACACUUUGAUGAAGGAAAAAAUAUAGAAUCUCUAGAUUUCCAAGCUGUAGAGAAUGCAACUGAUGUUUUUAACAAGGUAUUAGCAGUCCGCCUAGUAUAUGGUAGCUAUCCAAGCCGCCUUCUCGACCUAUGGGAUUUGUACGACGAGUGUAAAGGCUCCGAGAACGAUAACCCAGCUAUUCUUCCACCUGAUCAGCACUAUAUAGUGCUAGAAUUGGCCAAUGCUGGCCAAGACUUGGAGAGUUACCAGUUCAACAACGCUGAGCAAGCUUACGCUUUGUUGCAACAGGUUGCAUUCGGCUUGGCGGUAGCGGAGGAGGCAUGCAAAUUCGAACAUCGUGACUUACACUGGGGCAAUGUUUUAAUUGCACCUACUGAUAGAAAGUUCGCGACAUUCGUGGUGCGCGGGCGCGCCUACCGCGUGCGUACGUGCGGUGUGAAGGCUACGAUCAUCGACUACUCGCUGUCGCGUUUGUCGCUCGACGGCCGCGUGCUCUGCUGCGAUUUGUCUGAAGACGAGACGCUCUUUGACGCGCUCGGCGAUUACCAGUUUGAAGUCUAUCGCCGUAUGCGCGACCGAUUGGGAAACGAUUGGCAGAAUUACGAGCCGUAUACAAACAUAUUGUGGCUGCAUUACACUGCGGAUAAAAUGAUAACGGCCCUUCGCUACACCAGGACCAACACCAAAGUACACAAGCACUACAUUUCUAAGCUGAAAGAGAUUAAAAACCAGAUAUUAUACAGCGGUUCCGCCUGGGAUUACGUCACAGACAACGAAAUAUAA